Molecule: messenger RNA, 1790 nt
Organism: Ziziphus jujuba (common jujube)
Lineage: Eukaryota; Viridiplantae; Streptophyta; Magnoliopsida; Rosales; Rhamnaceae
Product: glucan endo-1,3-beta-glucosidase 5
Exons: 2
Coding region: 121-1617 (498 amino acids)
Biological process (GO): carbohydrate metabolic process
Cellular component (GO): plasma membrane
Molecular function (GO): hydrolase activity, hydrolyzing O-glycosyl compounds
Source: RefSeq, a predicted model, not a curated record
UUUCCUUUCGUGAAAGGACACUUGCCAACCUGUUGGUUAAAUUCGAGAGCUGCUUUAUAUAUACAUACGUGCACAAGCAUUUAGUUGAAAAAGAGAGGAAUUAAGAUUGUAGAACAAAAUAUGGGUUUUGGAUACUUGUGUGUUUUGUUGGUCUGUAUAUUACUCUCUGAAGGUUUAUCAAAGGGUGUGUUUGGCUUGGCAUGCAACUGGGGAUCACGUUCCACACAUCAACUUCCACCAGAUAUAGUUGUGAGGCUAUUAAAGGCAAAUGGGUUUAACAAAGUGAAGCUGUUUGAAGCUGAAGCUGGACCUCUUAAGGCUCUUGGUAAUUCUGGUAUGCAAGUCAUGGUGGGAAUACCAAACGACUUAUUAGCACCUCUGGCUAGCAGUGUACAGGUUGCAGAGAACUGGGUGGCUCAAAACGUGUCGUCUUACAUUUCCAAAAAUGGAGUUGAUAUAAGAUAUGUGGCGGUGGGCAAUGAACCAUUCCUUCGCACAUACAAAGACACUUUCAUCCACACCACGUUUCCAGCACUACAAAACGUUCAAGCAGCUCUCAUCAAAGCGGGUUUAGGAAGACAAGUGAAAGUGACAAUCCCCAUCAACGCCGACGUCUACGAUACCGGAAGUGGUCUACCUUCCGGCGGAAACUUCCGUUCCGACAUCCACGACCUCAUGAUCUCCAUCGUCAAGUUUCUCAGCAACAACGGAGCUCCUAUCACCAUCAAUAUCUACCCAUUUCUCAGCCUCCAAGCCGACCCCCAUUUCCCCAAAGAUUAUGCCUUUUUCAACGGCAAUUCAAAACCUAUCGUAGACGGCUCUAUUACUUACACCAACGUUUUGGACGCCAACUUCGACACUCUUGUCUCUGCUCUCGAAAAGAACGGCUUCUCCAACAUGCCCAUAAUCGUCGGCGAGGUUGGAUGGCCGACGGACGGCGAUCCCAAUGCAAACAUUGUCAAUGCUCGUCGGUUCAAUCAGGGUCUACUUGAACGCAUAAUAAGUGGGAAAGGCACUCCGAGACGACCAACUCCACCUGACAUUUACCUUUUUGCCCUUCUGGAUGAGGAUGCGAAGAGUACUGACCCCGGGAAUUUUGAACGUCAUUGGGGGAUUUUCAACUUCGAUGGAAGCAUCAAAUACCCGUUGAAUCUUGGAAGUGGAAGAGGUUUGACUCCUGCGAAAGGAGUCAAGUAUUUGGCAAGGCAAUGGUGCAUAAUGUCCCCGCAAGCUAGCACUGCGGAUCCGAAAUUGGCUGAGAGCAUAAGCUACGCGUGUACUUAUGCGGAUUGUACUAGUCUUGGAUAUGGUUCUUCUUGUGGGAUGUUGGAUCCGAGAGGCAAUGCUUCUUAUGCUUUCAAUAUGUAUUACCAGACCAUGGAUCAGCGAAAAGGUUCUUGUGAGUUCAAUAACUUGUCCAUCGUUACCACCGUUGAUCCUUCUCCUUCUCCGAAUACUCAGGGCUCUUGUCGGUUUGAGAUUAUGAUUGAUCUUGGCAAACACGAGAAAAGGAGUAGUGCUCCUUCAAUGGCUGCUUCAAGAUUUGGAAGAUACAAUUCCAACAUUGUCGUCGUUGGUUUCCUUGUCCCACUGCUGCUGUCCAUGUGGGUCGUUUGAUUUUAUUUUAUUUUUAUUAUUAUUAUUAUUAUUUUUUCACUUGGUAUUGUUAUUACUAUUAUUAUUAUUAUUAUUAUUUUUUCUGUAUAUAUGAGUUUUCAAGACAAUUAUAUUGUAUCAGAUGGUUUUAUGAGAUUUAAUUAAUGUAUAGAAAAAUCUAUAAUAUUCUGUCA